This is a messenger RNA of Mercenaria mercenaria, 2804 nucleotides long. Its product is annotated as mas-related G-protein coupled receptor member H-like. The record is from RefSeq and is a predicted model, not a curated record. Gene Ontology annotation, molecular function: G protein-coupled receptor activity. Bases 890 to 1912 code for a protein of 340 amino acids. Gene Ontology annotation, cellular component: plasma membrane. Lineage: Eukaryota; Metazoa; Mollusca; Bivalvia; Venerida; Veneridae. The transcript has 2 exons. Gene Ontology annotation, biological process: G protein-coupled receptor signaling pathway.
UAAUAUCACUAUCGAUGCAAGGGGAAAUGCAUUUCAACUUCAAGCACUAGUUAUAAAAUGAGUUAAAUCUAGUUUAGAAAACUAAACAUACAUCAUUACAGUUGUCAAACGUUACAAGGUUAUAUAUAUAACUUCACUUCCGGUAUGGGACGUUUGUCGAUAAGCAAUUAUAGUUGUUUGCUUCCUUAAUAUGGCGCUAAAUUAUUUGUAUAUACCUUAAUGCUGGUGUUCUAGCUAUAAAUCUGCUAUUUUCCGGAAGAAGUCGAUUGUAGACAGUAUUUGGUAUGUUAUGGGGCUUUACGAUGUGGUGAUUCUAUACAGUGUUGGAUGAGUCAGGGGAUUGACUUAGACAUGUUGGACCUGACAACGUGACGAUUUUCGAAAAUGCAGUGUAUGUUAUGGGUUUGGCGAUCUGGAGAUUUAUUUAGACAAUAUCGGGUAUGUGUUAUGGACUUCACAAGAUUUUCGAGAUUUUAUGCAACAUUGGAUACACAUAUGGGGUCCAACGAUUUUGAGAUUUCAGACAAUAUUGAGUGUGCGUUAGUGACUUUACGAUUUGGAUUUUAAAGACAAUGUUAGAUGUGUCCUGGGAGUUUUACGAUGUGGGGAUCUUAGACAUUUUUAAAGGCAAUUUCGGGCGGGUGUUUGAGGCUUGAGGAUGUGAAGAUAUAAGACAAUGUUUGGCGUGUGUAAGAGGCUUGGCAAUGUGAAGAUCUAAGAUAACGUUGGUUGAGUUAGGGCUUGACGAUGCGAGACUGUCUUACUUUUAUUCAGCAAAAAACAAAAAAAAAAAUGAAAGAAAGAAAGCAUAUUAAAGAAACCAUGAUAUAUUUGAAGAUUCAUUGAUGUUGGAAUUUAUUGCUUACAAGAUCAGUUACCUCAGCUUGAGAUGAUGACUUUAUCAAAUAACUCGAGUCUUUUUCCGGAAACGAAUAACCGAACCCUGUAUAUGGAACAUACAAUAGCGGUUUAUGUAUGGACAUUUGUUCCACCAUUGAUUAUCACACUAGGAACUGUGGGCAAUUUGACAACAAUUAUCGUGUAUGCCAGACCGUCAAUGAGGAGCAGCGCUUUUGCAAUCUACGCAGUAGCUUUGGCAAUAUCAGAUACAGUUGCUCUGUAUUCUGGUAUGCUGUUUGAUUGGUUGAUGUUAGCAUUUGACGUAAACAUCAGUUUUAGAAGCUCUUUCGGAUGUAAGAUCGUAUGUUGGCUAGUUUAUACCUCCGUGUGUUAUUCAGCUUGGAUUAUUACAGCAAUAACUGUUGAAAGGGUAGCUCUUGUUUGGUUUCCACUUUGGUCAAGACGUAGAAAUGACAAGAAGUUCUCGAAAAAAUUGAUUGUCAGUAUUUUUGUUUUCUGUAUGCUUUUAAAUUCGCACUUGCUGUAUGGCAUUGUCCUUGACACUAGACAAUCAAUAUUUCAUAGAAAGUGCAAUACAGUUGAUGAAAGCUAUCAAAUAUUUUUCCAACACGUGUGGCCAUGGAUUACUUCAAAUGUGUUCUGUUUUGUGCCUUGUUUUCUCAUUAUAACAUGUAAUAUGAUGAUAAUUUUCAAGAUGUUAAAAGGUCCUAAUUACACAUGCAGAAGUUACAGACCGAAUCCGUUUUCUCCAAGAAAUAUCUGCAUGAAAGAUCAGAGGACAGUGAUUAUACUUCCGCUACUGCUCACAUUAAAUACCGUCUUCUUAAUAACUACGUUACCUUUAAAUAUAUAUUUGCUAAUUCUAAAGUUUACAGACGUGUUAGUAAGUGACGUGUAUUCAAAAAAGGAAACGCAAAACUAUCUUUGUUGGACAAUACUAAACAUGCUUUUGUUUUCGAAUAACGCAGUCAAUUGCAUUUUCUACUGUUUAAGUGGUUCCAAUUUUAGGAAAGAACUGAAGGCGAUGUGCUGUAAUAAAGGGUUCCAUUGAAUCUCGUAUACAAAACAAUGCAAUAGUUUUAUCAGAACUUAGUGUGAUAUUUUGUUGUUGUUGUUUUUGUUAAAAUUUGAAAAAGUUUGCAGUUUUGAUAUACUACCAUACCUUUGUUAUCUGUCUGUUGAAAAGUUGAUGCAUAUUUUCGGACGAGUAAUAUUGUUAGCUGCCUUUUAUGUAAACGACUAACAGAUAUAACGCUCUAAACAUGCGUAAGGUAGUUGCCUUUCUCUUUAUUAAAACGGAAGACAUUCAUAGUUAUAUUCAUUUUUACAUUAUAUUGCUUUGUUUAAAAAGAGACAGUUCCUUUUUAGACUUCCAUACAUAAGAUAUCAUGAAAUGUAAGCAAUUUAAAAGUAUUGCAACAGACAAUUCAGUAUUCAAAUCGUAAACGCUUUAAAACAUUCAGUGAUAGUGUCUUUUUUUUCUUUUUUGUGCAACAUACUUAUGUCUGAAAUGAUUAUCACGUUUCGGUCAUUCAAAAAACAAUUCACCACAACCAUGCCAUUAUGGAAUAUCAGUAAAUUCAGUUCUUUAUUAUAAGAUCAAUGCCGUGCGUAUUUUAAACCACAUUUAAAUAUUGCAAUCUUUAGUCAGAUAUGACGUUUUAGCCCUUGCAUUGUCAUUUCGAUACAUAAGAAAUCUACAAUUAAUUGUUAUGAUAAUGUAUAUGCAUCUUCUAUUAGAUAAGAUACGUAAAUAAUUCUGUGUGUUUUAACAAAUAUACAGGCAUUUUAUUCUGUAUGAAUCCGAAUAUCUUCUAGGUGACUAAUUGACGGGAUUACUACGCAUGCGGUUAGACAAAAGUAUGUCAUGUGAGAAAAAAUUAGCUGACGGAUUUUUAACAAUAAACAUGGUAGCAACUGAAAAACAGCCUAUCCAAUCGAGA